This is a messenger RNA of Morus notabilis, 774 nucleotides long. Its product is annotated as 3-oxo-5-alpha-steroid 4-dehydrogenase 2. Gene Ontology annotation, biological process: lipid metabolic process. The record is from RefSeq and is a predicted model, not a curated record. Lineage: Eukaryota; Viridiplantae; Streptophyta; Magnoliopsida; Rosales; Moraceae. Gene Ontology annotation, molecular function: oxidoreductase activity, acting on the CH-CH group of donors.
GAGUGCAUAAUGUUGAAAUUUGCCUUCCCACCACCUCCUUCUCUGUUUCUCAAUGCCAUGACUUUGAUCAACUUACCAUCAUUUGCCAUUGGUGGAUUCUUGGAGCUGAGAGGAAAGAAUAUGCAAUAUUCAAAAUUCACUAAUAAUUACAAUCCUCAAAAACAUGGUGCUGAAGGGAAAAAAACCAUGGUGUCUAGUAGAACCGGCAUGCUUAUAUGCUAUAUUCCAGCAUUCAUUGUUAGCCUGGCGUUGCUCUCGCUUUCACCCCAUAAGAAUAUCAGAAUGCUCUUGCUCAAAUUCACUUUGGCCCUUCAUUUCUUCAAGAGGAUAUUUGAGGUUCUAUUUGUUCACAAAUAUAGCGGAAGCAUGAUUCUGACCACUGCAACUACCAUCUCAAUCAGUUAUCUAUCCUCCAUGGCAAGCAUGAUUUAUGCUCAACAUGUUUCUCAGGGGCUUGAAGAGCCACCCAUUGAUCUAAAAUACCUUGGUUUUCUAUUAUUUCUAAUAGGAAUAAUUGGAAAUUUCUACCACCACUAUCUUCUUUCACAACUGAGGGAAAAGGGUGAAAAAAUGUAUAAAAUUCCAAAGGGUGUUUUUGAGAUUAUAGGAUUUUUAGGGUUCUCUUUUAUUUCUCAAACCUUGCAUUCAUUCUCAAUAGCAACAGGCACAAUGUUCUACUUGUUGGGAAGGAGUUUUGCUACUAGGCAAUGGUACCUUAAUAAGUUUGAGCACUUCCCUCAAGAUGUCAAGGCUGUAAUUCCUUAUAUUUUCUAA